Acaulospora colombiana is the source of this 363-nucleotide messenger RNA. Lineage: Eukaryota; Fungi; Glomeromycota; Glomeromycetes; Diversisporales; Acaulosporaceae. The record is from the annotation of a GenBank genome assembly.
GUUAUUGAUGCUAUUUGGAGUGGCAAGAUAGUCUACACUGCGGAAAGUUCUCGUUCGCUUCUCAGAGACGCUUAUAAGAUGUCUCCGAUUCAUUACUAUGACCCGCAAUUAUUUGAGUAUUCGAUAUUGAUCCCAUACAGACUCAAGAUACCCGCCAUUCGCUCGGUUUUGGAAUACGGCAACUUCCUGGUCCUCUUCGUUCUCUUUGUCAUUACGCUAGAAUUCUACGAUCCCGAUAAUAUCAAUUCGCAUGAAAAGAUCUUUAUGGUAUAUGCCACUGGGUUUGUCUUGGAGAAACUGGCUGCCAUGCAGGAACACGGUCUACGGGGUGCGUUAGCACAUGCACUUCAGGAUAUGCUCUAA